AUGGAUUUGGCGGAGACAAUGAAGAGUGUUUUAGCGAAGAGUACUGGUAGCGCUGGUGGCGCUGCGGCGAGCUCAUCUGGAGCCGCUGCGCCGCACGGUGCUGAAGGAUACGUCACUGAAAAGCUUUAUAUGCUACUACAGUUAUAUCUUCAAAAUAAGGGUUGGAGUCCAAGCAUAGAGCUGUUACAGUGUUUCAGUGAUCUCAAGGAAUCUUCUAUGUUACCUAGUGCAGCUUAUUUACAAAUGAUGGCAUCUAGAGUUGGAUUAGACACACAAGGAAGGUUAAUAUUACGUGAAAAUGGAAAGAUUAUCCUUCCCUAUGAACAUUUUGCUAAUGCAGUAAUGUUGAAGCAUAUGAAUGGCCCACAUGGGUUACAUCUUGGCCUGGAAGCCACAGUUCGGGCAGUAGUUGAAUCAUAUACUAUAGGAAGAGAGCAGUUUGGUAUGGAGAAAGAGUUUAUAAUAGAAGUGGUCCAGAACUGUCCUAACCCUGCAUGCCGCUACUACAAAAAUCAACUGGAGAUGACACAAAAAUCUAUUCAGCAACACUUAUCUCAACAGCCUACUUAUAUUCCAGAUGCGGGCAGUUCUAACCUGUCCGACAGUCAGGCAGUGGAGCGGUUACUGAGGGGCUCGGCCCUGGCACAGGACUACCAGCUUCCCAUAGCACCGCACCUCGCCGCUCUCACUGGGCUAACUGGUGACAAAGCAGACCGCCGCUCUCAAGAUAAACUGUCGCAGCACCAACAGAUGCUACUGCAACACCAGAACAGGUCAAUGGCUCAUCAGUCUUCUGUGGAUAAGUACAGCCACUCACAACAACGCUCUUCGGCCUCCUCUCAGUCUAGUCUGGAGACUAAAUCUAAACAUCACUAUUCUGAUGAGCACAAACUCACCGACUUUUUGAGAGCGAAUUUAGAGAGUUUGGAAGGGCUGUCGAGCGGCGGCGGAGUGGGCGGUGGCGUGAGCGGUGGAGUGGGGGGCGGAGCGGGCGGCGGCGGCGCGGCGGCGGGCGCGGGCGCGGCGGCGGCCGGCGGCCAGGAGCGCGUGGUGCGCGCCUUCGCCGAGCUGGCGCGCAACCUGCAGCGCAUGCGUCCCUGCGUGCGCCCCGCCAUGUGCAAGCCCUACGGCAAGCAGAGCGAGCAGCUGCAGAAGAUUCUGUUGGACACGAUUCAGCUCGUGCAGUCAUUGAGAAGUUACUUGCCGCCGCCUCACAUUCAGGUCACCUCGUGGAAGAACGAUGACAAACUGCGUUCAAACAACAUGGAGGAGUUGGAAAGCCGUAAGAUCGUAAGCGGCAACUAG
Messenger RNA from Parnassius mnemosyne (clouded apollo), 1305 nucleotides. The record is from the annotation of a GenBank genome assembly. Lineage: Eukaryota; Metazoa; Arthropoda; Insecta; Lepidoptera; Papilionidae.